Messenger RNA from Xiphophorus maculatus (southern platyfish), 1088 nucleotides. RefSeq names its product ankyrin repeat domain 39 (gene ankrd39). The record is from RefSeq and is a predicted model, not a curated record. Gene Ontology annotation, molecular function: protein binding. Gene Ontology annotation, cellular component: ciliary inversin compartment. The transcript has 4 exons. The coding region runs from base 286 to 834 and encodes 182 amino acids. Lineage: Eukaryota; Metazoa; Chordata; Actinopteri; Cyprinodontiformes; Poeciliidae. Gene Ontology annotation, biological process: protein localization to ciliary inversin compartment.
UCAGUAUAGCGUUAGCAUCUAGCCAGUCUGAACUCACAUUUCGUUUCUUUGAAAACAGCUGCAGGUUACGCUGUUAGUACAGUUUUCUGUAUGUACUAUUGUUUUUGGAAAUGACGUCUUAAUAUCACAAAACUUCUCCUGUCAGUGGUGAAUGUGUUGUCAUGCGCUAAGACACGAAGUUUUGGACUACAAGCAUGUCUGUUUUUAUCAUCUCUAUGCCUUUCUGCGGUUCCAAAAUUGGGAUUUAAACUCCGCUGUUUGUCAGCUGUCCUUCCAGUUACAGCCAUGUCUGACAAGCACCACUGUUCAUGUUGCUCCCACCCCGUCUCCUCCCCCAGUGUUCAUCAGACUCUGGAUGAAAUGGAUUUUGAAAGAGGUAUCUGGUCAGCUGCCCUGGAUGGAGACCUGCAGAGAGUCAGGCUCCUUGUCCAGAAGGGGACUGACCCGAACAUGAAAGAUUCAGCUGGGUACACAGCUCUGCACUACGGGAGCCGUAGCGGACAUCUCGCCGUGUGCACGUUUCUCCUCGAGAGCGGCGCGUGUCCGUCCCCUCAGACUCCGGGCGGGGCCACUCCGCUCCAUCGAGCAGCGUACUGCGGUCAUCCGGACGUGGUUCGGCUGCUUCUGCAAAGCGGUGCAGAUCCCACCCUCUGUGAUGACGAUGGUGCGAAUCCUUUGCACAAGGCUGCAGAACAGGGCCACGCUAAAGUGUGCCAUCUGCUUCUCAAGCGUUGCCCGGCACUCUGCAGCCAGGGGAACAAGAAGCUCCAGCUGCCCUACCAGCUGACACAGCAGGGAGAUCUGCAGGAGAUCCUCAAACCACCCCGGUCAUAAUGGACGGAGAUGCUAACAUCUCACACACACACGCACACAAGAUGAAAACCAUACAUGAUGAAGACUGAGUGUGGGAAUCGGUGAACGUGGAAUAACAUUUUUAACCUCCGGCAUUGUUCCAGUCUUUGAUCUUUAUUUCACCGCCUUUGUAUCGUCUGUACUUCUCAAACUUCAACAAAACGUGCAAACGUUUCAAAACCUCAUUUUGAAUUCAGCCAAUGAGUUGAUUUUCUGAUUAAACUUGGUUCAGCUUC